AUGACAGUGGCGGUGUUUUUCGGCUGUACGUUCAUCGCUUUCGGGCCAGCAGUCGCUUUGUUCCUGUUUACAAUCGCCAGGGACCCGCUGCGCGUGAUCUUCCUCAUAGCAGGGGCUUUCUUCUGGCUGGUGUCUUUGUUGCUGUCCUCUCUUGUGUGGUUCAUCACAGUUCAGAUCAGCAACAAGAACAGUGCAGCUCAGCAGAGAGGGCUGCUCAUCUUCGGGGUUGUGCUCUCUGUGCUGCUUCAGGAGGCAUUCAGAUAUGGUUACUACAGAUUGCUGAAGAAAGCAAAUGAAGGCCUGUUGGCGCUCAGUCAGGAGGACACCAUGCCCAUCUCCAUGCGGCAGCUAGCUUAUGUGUCCGGUCUGGGCUUUGGCUUCAUGAGCGGAGCGUUCUCUGUGGUCAACAUACUCUCUGAUUCCUUGGGACCGGGAACCGUCGGUAUCCAUGGCGACUCUCAACAUUACUUCAUAUCCUCAGCUUUUAUGACACUGGCCAUUAUCUUGCUGCAUAUGUUCUGGGGGGUUGUUUUCUUCGAGUCAUGUGAGCGACAGAGAUGGUGGGCUCUUGGAGCGGUGGUCAUCAGUCAUCUAGUAGUAUCAUGUCUGACAUUUGUGAAUCCACACUAUCAAGGCAGUCUGGUCCCGACCUACAUCAUACUGUCUGUCAUGGCGGCCUGGGCGUACUUGUGUGCUGGAGGUCACCUUACGUUUUAUAAGUGA
Messenger RNA from Sinocyclocheilus rhinocerous, 723 nucleotides. RefSeq names its product gamma-secretase subunit Aph-1b-like. Gene Ontology annotation, cellular component: membrane. Bases 1 to 723 code for a protein of 240 amino acids. The record is from RefSeq and is a predicted model, not a curated record. Gene Ontology annotation, biological process: protein processing; positive regulation of catalytic activity. Lineage: Eukaryota; Metazoa; Chordata; Actinopteri; Cypriniformes; Cyprinidae. The transcript has 6 exons.